UCAUAUAAAAAGGGAGCUUAAGAUAAAGGUCCUUUAGAUUUUUUUUUUGAAAAAUAAACCAACAUUUUUAUUGUAAUGCAUCGUUUUGUACGUCCUGUAGCUUGUCUUCCAUUGCGCACACCAUUUUUAAAGUCUAUUGUCCGACCACAAGCUAGUAUUAGAUCAUAUACCACAACUAAUGUCAUCAAAUCACGUAUUCCAUUCAAGACAAUUUCAGCAAGCAUUGCUCUUACCUCAGCUACAUAUUAUUAUUUAAAUUCAAUUCCAGGUGCGCAAGCUGAACCCGCCUUCCAUACAAGCAAUGGCAGUAACAUAAUUUCUGAACUUAGAAACGCUUCUAGCCGUAUCGCAGUUGAGGCUAAAUCUACUCAAGAAUUGGCCAUGGGAUUGUUUGUUUACAAAUUAUGCACAUUACCUUGGCUUGUAGACGCUGCUCCUUAUUUAAUUUCUUUUUCCGAGAAACUCCAUUUGCAAGCUCCUGUUUAUUGGUUCGUCAAGCAAACCUUCUUUCGCCAUUUCUGCGGCGGUGAAACCUCCGAUGAAUGCAUUUCUACCAUGGACAAGCUUGCUCAAUCAAACAUUAACUGUAUAUUAGAUCUAUCUGUUGAGGCUGAUUUACAUUUAGAUAAGGAAGAUCAUCACGUUGAUGGUCAAUCAAAGUAUCACCGUGACGAGCAGCAAGCCGAUGUUAUUCUCCAUUUGAUAAAGAACUGCCUUCAAACCGCCGCCGGUGGCGUAAAAGCUGGUUCUAUGGCUGCAAUCAAAGUUACUGCCUUCUCACCUCCUGAGCUCCUUCUUCGUGUAAAUCAAGUAAUUACAGCACUUGAUCAAACAUUUUUGGAGAACCAGCAGAAUGGAAACAUAAAUGCUCAAGGCAUUCGUAAUGUCAUAGAUAAGCUUUUACCAGCCCCGGAAAACCAAACCCAAAGAGAGCACCGUGAUACCAUCGUUUCUCAUCUCGAAAGUGAACAAGCUACUUUGGACGUUAUUGAAUUCAGAAAAUUAUUUAACUUACAAGGCCCUGGUCGUGAUAUCUGGUGGAAAACAAGUAUAAAUGACAAUCAUGGUGCUCCUUUAACUGCUGAAGAUUUGGAAGCAUAUGAUCGCAUGGUAGAUCGUUUGGAACAGGUAUGCCAGUUAGCUCAUGACUUGCAAGUGGGCGUAAUGGUUGAUGCAGAACAAUCCUAUUUUCAAGAUGCUAUUGAUCAUGUCGCCGUGAAUCUACAACGCAAAUACAAUGAACAAGAACGAUCUCCUACUGUGUAUAAUACCUACCAAAUGUACACCAAAUCAUCUCGUGGAAGACUUGAAUUAGAUGUUGAGCUUGCCAGACGUGACAAAUUUACUUUCGCUGCCAAGUUGGUACGAGGUGCUUACAUGGUGUCAGAACGCAAACGCGCCGGAGAAAUGGGAUACGUCUCUCCCAUUCACGAAACAUUGGAGGAUACACAUGAUUCUUAUAAUGGUGGUGUCAAGUUUUUGUUAAAUAAAUUAGGCGAAUACCAACAAACUACGGGCGAAUCUGUUACCAACACAACUUCACCCAUUAUAUUUAUGGUUGCUAGCCAUAACCGCGAUUCCGUAAUCACAACUAUUGAGGAAAUGGAACGCAACAACAUCAAUGCUCGUGCAGGAAUUGUUCAUUUCGGACAGCUGUUCGGAAUGCAAGACCAGUUAUCUUAUACCUUGGGUCGUAAUGGCUACUCUAUUUAUAAAUAUUUACCGUAUGGUAUGAUUGAUGAAGUGAUCCCUUAUUUACUCCGUCGCGCUCAAGAAAAUUCCUCGGUCUUAGGCGGCGUAGCAGUUGAACGCCAGUUAAUGUGGGAUGAGUUAAAAGGUCGUUUGACUGGUACUGGCACGUCUGAUGUUUCCAUCACUAGUUCCGUCUAAACCUAUAUCCCCCAUCUCCUCUGAUUUGUAUUAUAUUGUGUAUUUCCCACUCCCCCUGUAUUAGAUCUUUUUUAAUAAAACUACAUUUUUAUUUAAAGAA
Messenger RNA from Mucor mucedo, 1990 nucleotides. Its product is annotated as FAD-linked oxidoreductase-like protein. Bases 76 to 1890 code for a protein of 604 amino acids. The record is from RefSeq and is a predicted model, not a curated record. Gene Ontology annotation, cellular component: mitochondrion. The transcript is spliced from 2 exons. Gene Ontology annotation, molecular function: FAD binding; proline dehydrogenase activity. NCBI's taxonomy places the organism in Eukaryota, Fungi, Mucoromycota, Mucoromycetes, Mucorales, Mucoraceae.